UGCAGACAAAAUUCAAAGUGAUGAGAAUAAUACUGGAUUAUUAUUAAGUCAAAAAACAAAUUCAAGUUUAAGUCGAACUUCAAAUGCAGCAUCUGAUUUCGAAAAUGAUAUAGAGGUUUCACGGCAGCGAAAAAAACUUGAAAUAAUCACGUCUAAGCUUGCCAGUGCAUUGGAUCGUGCAAAUGUAAGUAGCAGAAAUGCUACUUACAUUGUAGCUGCUACUUUAAUCAGCGCGGGACUAGAUAUAAGUCAAUAUAAUUUGAGUCACUCAACCAUCCAUCGUCAGCGUGAAUUAGCGAGAAAAAGUACAAUGGCAAAUUUACAACAAAAUUUAAAAGUUGAUAAAUGCGUUUUACACUGGGAUGGGUAGAUAAUGCCUGACAUUGAAACGCGCCAAGACGUGGACAGAUUACCAAUCGUAUUAUCAGCUUUGGGACAAGAAAUACUACUUGGUGCUCUCAAAAUUGACUCUGGAACUGGGGAAAAUCAAGCCUCAGCAAUUAUUUCUGUCCUGAGUGAAUGGUCUAUCGCUAACAGUAUUACAGCAUUAUGUUUUGAUACUGCGGCUGUAAAUACAGGAAUUCACAGUGGUGAAUGUGUUCUCGUUGAACAAGCACUAAGAAGAGAGUUGACUUAUUUACCAUGCCGUCAUCACAUUAUUGAGCUAGUUUUAAGAUCCGCAUUUGAAACUUAUUGGCCUACAUCUUCAGGUCCAAAUGUUUCGAUUUUUACUCGGUUCAAAAACAAAUGGAGUGAUAUUGAUCAACAAAAAUAUACUACUGGGAUUUCAGACAGAGAAGUUCAAGAAGCCCUUGCAGAUAUAAAAGAUGAAAUCCUAAUACUUAUUGCUAAUUACUUACAAAUUUCGCAACCAAGAGGAGAUUAUAAGGAGCUUCUGGACUUAGCUCUGAUUUUUUUGGGAGCUUUGCCAUCUGACGGAGUAGUUUUAAAUAUCCUGGAGCUGUUCAUCAUGCAAGGUGGAUGGCAAAAGCGAUUUAUAAUUUAAAAAUAUUCAUGUUUAGAAAUCAGUUAAAGCUAACAAAGACCGAAAUUGUAGGAGUCCGUCAAAUUUGUAUUUUUGUGAUAAAAUUUCACAUAAAAGCGUGGUUUUCAGCAACGUCAGCGAUAACAGCGCCAAGUAAUGAUUUAAUGCUGAUAAAAAAUUUGCUUCUCGACAAAAAAAUUAAUUCAGCUGUUUCAAAAAAGACAUCUGAGAAAAUGGCUAAUCAUCUGUGGUACCUUUCUGAAGAAUUAGCAGCUUUGGCUUUAUUUGAUUCGAGAGUUUCACCGGAAAUAAAAAUUAGAAUGGUAACUGCUAUAAAGUCCCGAGAUAGUAGUAUAUUAAAUAAAAAGCGCUUCAUAAUCAAUAAGAAUAAGUUGAAUACGUUAUUAAUAAAAGAUCUAAGUCAUUUCGUUUCUAAAAGAUCAUUGGUAUUAUUUGAACGAUUUGGAUUGUCUACUGAGUUUCUUGAUGUCGACAUCACUUUAUGGGCUAGUCACAGAAGCUUUCAAGAAAAUAUUCAAUUUUUUAGUACAUUAAAAGUAGUGAAUGACGUUGCUGAGAGGAAUGUCGCAUUAAUUACUAAAUAUAAUCAGCAUUUAACUAACAGUGAAGAACAAUUUCAAGGUUUGCUACAAACGGUAAAAAAACAUAGAGAAGACUUUCCGAGCUGUUCUAAAAAAAACUUUAUGUAAAUUGUACUAUUGAAGGUAUAUUGACCAUAAAUUCGUAAUACAUCUGUAUUUUUUUAGCGCUGUUCAGUGAAAUUAGUCAGUAAUCAAUAAUUAAUAAAAACUUUUCAUCAAAAA
Messenger RNA from Cotesia glomerata, 1809 nucleotides. RefSeq lists its product as uncharacterized. NCBI's taxonomy places the organism in Eukaryota, Metazoa, Arthropoda, Insecta, Hymenoptera, Braconidae. The transcript has 3 exons. The record is from RefSeq and is a predicted model, not a curated record. The coding region runs from base 374 to 1006 and encodes 210 amino acids.